CCGUGCAACACCAUUGACCUCACUUUGCUCUUACAAGUACACAGUACUGUAGUCAACCAAACUGGUCACUUACGCUAUUUACAACAAAGAAUCUUCACACAGACAGCGGCCAUGUUCGUUGCUCGCAGCCUCGCAAGGGCAAAGCCCCAGUCUGCAGCUCGCCGUCUGCUUGCAUCUCCCUCCUCAUGCCCAGCUGCCUUCCACUCCUCGGCGCCCGUCUUCGUCAGCGUGGGCGACCGCAUCCCCAAUGUAGAGCUCAUGGAGAACUCGCCCGGCAACAAAGUACGCAUUGCCGACGAGCUCAGCAAGGGCAAGAGCCUCAUCAUUGGCGUUCCCGCCGCCUUCUCCCCCAGUUGCUCCGAGAGCCACAUCCCCGGCUACAUUGAUUCGGCCACGCUCAAGGAUGCAGGCAAAGUCUUUGUUGUAGCUGUCAAUGACGCUUUCGUUACGAAAGCCUGGGCCAAGUCUCUAGACCCCUCUGGAUCCAGCGGCAUUCGCUUCCUCGCCGACCCCAAGCUGGAAUUCACCAAUGCCCUUGACCUCGCCUUCGACGGCACGGCCAUCUUUGGAGGUCCCAGGAGCAAGCGUUACGCCCUCGUCGUCGAGGAUGGUGUUGUCAAGGAAGCUCAUGUCGAGCCUGACAACACCGGCUUAAGUGUGUCCGCCGCUGCCAAAGUAUUGAAGUGAGGCAAAGUCAGGAUUUCAUAGACUAUGAGGAGUCUCUUGCCAUACUACUCACUGGCAAGUGGAGACCUAGUGGACUGGUUAGGUGAGUAGACGAGAGGGAAUUUCGCCCAAGCGUGAACUACCCUGUUGAAAACCUUGGGCACAUGCAGGUGGUCAAUUUCACCUUAGCUUCAUAGGAAUGGAAAUAUCACGUGAUGCAUUCAUUCACGGUCGCGUGUGGAGUUGUUUUCUCUUGGCCUCACUCACCUAAUAUCAUGGGG
This is a messenger RNA of Westerdykella ornata, 947 nucleotides long. Its product is annotated as AhpC/TSA family protein. The record is from RefSeq and is a predicted model, not a curated record. The transcript is spliced from 5 exons. The coding region runs from base 112 to 687 and encodes 191 amino acids. Gene Ontology annotation, biological process: cell redox homeostasis; hydrogen peroxide catabolic process; cellular response to oxidative stress. Gene Ontology annotation, molecular function: thioredoxin peroxidase activity. Lineage: Eukaryota; Fungi; Ascomycota; Dothideomycetes; Pleosporales; Sporormiaceae. Gene Ontology annotation, cellular component: cytosol; mitochondrion; peroxisome.